AUGGCACAGACAGAUAGAGAGGCAGUACUGUAAUGGCACAGACAGAUAGAGAGGCAGUACUGUAAUGGCACAGACAGAUAGAGAGGCAGUACUGUAAUGGCACAGACAGAUAGAGAGGCAGUACUGUAAUGGCACAGACAGAUAGAGAGGCAGUACUGUAAUGGCACAGACAGAUAGAGAGGCAGUACUGUAAUGGCACAGACAGAUAGAGAGGCAGUACUGUAAUGUCACAGACAGAUAGAUAGGCAGUACUGUAAUGUCACAGAAGCAAAGAGUCCUACCAUGUAUCUAUCAGCUAAUUGGCACAAUCCUGUUUAGGCCUAAUAUCCCAGAUUGUGCCUUUUAACAUGCUCUAAACCAAGUGUUAUUCACUCUUAAUGCAGUCUUAGAGACAGGCUCAUCUGUAACUGACAUUUUCAGCAAUAUUACAUUAUUUUCCAUUACUUUAAUUACAUAUAUAUAUAUAUAUAUAUAUAUAUAUAAAAAAAUGUUAUCAACUAAAUUCCAAGCCCAUAUUUCACUCAGGGCUCUAUUCAAUCCGUAUCACCGAAGUAUCGCGGAAGAUCCGUGUUAAAAUGUAAAGGUAAUUUCCGAUUGCUGCGUUUACCGGGAAUGCAGUCUCCUUGUUCAGCGCUAGGGAUUGAAUAGAACCCUCAUUGUUUUCUAUCCGCAGGCCUUAAACAACAACGUGUAUAGAAGCUCCUCUCCCUACGGCUCACUCAACAACAUCGUAGACGGCCUGAGUUCUCUGACCGACCACUUCUCUGACCUCUCCCUCUCCUCUGAGCCACGCAAACCCAGCAAGCGACCGCCCCCCAACUACCUGUGCCAUCUCUGCUUCAACAAAGGACACUACAUCAAAGACUGCCCACAGGUGAGCAGAGCAUGGCCCAUACACACACACACACGCGCACGCACACACACGCACACACACACACACACACACACACACACACACACACACACACACACACACACACACACACUGACCCCAGGUGAGCCAGGCCUGGCCCCCUCUGUAGCCAAGCAUCUUUCCGUCUCAUUUUGGCAGAACUACAGUCCGACGUAG
Molecule: messenger RNA, 1069 nt
Organism: Coregonus sp. 'balchen'
Lineage: Eukaryota; Metazoa; Chordata; Actinopteri; Salmoniformes; Salmonidae
Source: the annotation of a GenBank genome assembly